Molecule: messenger RNA, 8422 nt
Organism: Hemibagrus wyckioides
Lineage: Eukaryota; Metazoa; Chordata; Actinopteri; Siluriformes; Bagridae
Gene: frem1a
Product: Fras1 related extracellular matrix 1a
Exons: 37
Coding region: 281-6835 (2184 amino acids)
Biological process (GO): cell communication
Cellular component (GO): membrane
Source: RefSeq, a predicted model, not a curated record
GACUGCCUCCCUCUUCCCUCCCUCUGUCUCUCUGCAAGCUGCUUCAGGCUUUUUGCUCAAUUAAGCAGUUCCUGAGCAGGGUAGAGGAGUGCUCAGGGGCAGUGGAGUGUUUUUGGAGAUAGAGAGUUGCUGUUUGUGCUUUAGAUCUUCCCUGAACAUGUGAUAAUAUAUUGAAGAUGUCUUAAGAUGGACAUACAUCAUCCAUUUUGAAUCAAAACAUCCAAAAGGCACUCCAUCCAACUGAAAAAUAUAUGAGGAACUUUGAAUUUACAAACCAAGAAUGGUUCUUCAAAAUAGGACCCAUAUGUGGCCAUUUUGGUGUCUCUUUUUGUCGGGACUUUUGCACUUGUGCAUGUGCUCCCUGGUGAAGACCAACCAUGGCCUGCGGGUAAAGAGAGGAAGGUCAGCUUUCUUGCAGGAAGGAGAUCUGCAAUUCCACAUACCCAGAGAGAAGGAUGCCUGUAAGCUGGAAGUUGUCCUUAAUGAACCUAUAACCCAACGUGUUGGCACGCUGUCCCCUCAGGUUUUUGACUGCCACUAUUUGGCUGAUGAGGUGAAAUAUACUCAUAACGGCUGUCCGAUUUUAAAAGAAGAUAUCGUUAAACUUCGAUUGUACAGAUUCACAGAGACAGAGACAUAUAGCGAACUGGUCUCACUCCAUAUUGAGAUCAUGGAACCUGACUGUAAUGUUAUAAAGUUGGGACCUCAGACAUUGCAAGUUCCAGAGUUCUAUGGCCUUUCCAAUAUACUUGAUGGUAAUGUGAUGUCCUUCCACUAUGAGCAUCGACCCAACAUAGAGUGUACUAUUAGGGUGACAACACCAGACUCUGGUCUACCUGGACAUGGCCAGUUGGUCACUGGUGACCCUGACAAGCUAGAAGGCCCAAGAGGAGAUGAACCAGACAGCUUUGUCUCAAUUCGACAACAAUUAGAAAAUAAAGCCAGAGCCAAAUGCAAGAGUGAAGACUGUUUGAAAGGACUGAAACUGGUGACGAUUACAAAAGUGUCUUGCGAAGAAUUCUUAAUGAUGGGCAUUCGCUAUCAGCAUACAGAUCCUCCAUCACCUGAUAUCGAUUACAUUGCUAUCAAACUGGACCUCACAGACACAAGAAGUGGGAGCAUAAUCCAGUCAGAGCAAGCCUGGAUACCUGUGACCAUUAAAGGUGCAGUUCCUAACCAGCCCCCAAAGCCUGCCUUCAUGUCCAUGUUCAUUCUGGAAGUAGAUCAGUUCAUCCUGACGCCACUGUCCACAGCCAUCCUUGAUGCAGAAGAUGCUGAGACCCCAAAGAACAGAUUGGUGUUCAAUAUCACCAAGCCUCCCAGUGAAGGCUUCAUCACGCAUUUAUCUGAUCACACCAAGCCUAUCUCAUCCUUCACCUGGGUGGACCUUAAUGAAAUGCUUAUCGGCUACCAGCCUCCCAAUUCCAGCCAUGUGCAGCGUAGGAACUAUGAGGUAGAGUUUGAAGUCCAUGAUUUCUACUUUGAGAAAAGUUCACCUAUUGUGGUACAUGUGUCAAUUAGGACAGCAGACACAAAUGCACCACGAGUGUCAUGGAACAUGGGUCUCAGUCUCCUGGAAGGUCAGUCUCGGCCCAUCACGUGGGAUCAGCUACAAAUUGUGGACAAUGAUGAUCUAAAGGCUGUAAGAAUCAUUACUGUGGAUGGCCUUCAGCAUGGAAGACUGACAGUCAGAGGUGGAAAAGGGUUCAUGUUUACUGUAAGUGAUAUCAAGGAUGGAGUGGUACGCUAUUACCAUGAUGACAGCGAUACCACCAAAGAUUUUGUGGUCUUUCGGAUCACUGAUGCACGCCACCAGACCAGACACAAGUUCCCCAUAAACAUCUUACCCAAAGAUGACAGUCCACCAUUCCUCAUCACUAAUAUGGUCCUGGAACUCUCUGAGGGACAAACGGCUCUUCUUAGAGGUUCUAUACUACAAGCGUCAGAUAUGGACUCCAGUGAUGACUACAUCAUGUUUAACAUCACUAAGCCACCUCAAGCAGGGGAGAUCAUGAAGUUGCCAGGGCCAGGAAUCACAGGUUAUCCUGUAAUGCGUUUUCUUCAAAAGGAUCUCUUUCAUUCCAUCAUCUACUACAGACACUUUGGCACUGAAGUAUUUGAUGACUCUUUUGAAGUGGUGUUAUCUGACUUCCAUGAUCCUCCCAAUCUCUCAGAGCCUCAGGUCGUUGUGAUUCAAAUUCAACCUGUCCCAGAUCAGCCACCUAAAGAGGCCCCAGGAGUAACUCGACAUCUGAUAGUCAAAGAGACAGAUGUGGUUUAUUUAACAAAGCAGCAGUUACACUUUGUUGAUGUGGAGUCACCUGACUGUGAGCUUACUUACACUGUUACCACCCUACCUUUCUACACUUCCACUUUUGGGGGACAUGAUGCAGGAAGGUUGUUCCUUGUUGACAGCAUCCCAAAACUGGCUAAGGACCCCAAUGCCCCUGUUCUUAGACUUUUUACACAGCAUGCUGUCAACUACAUGAAAGUGGCUUAUAUGCCUCCUUUCCAAGAUAUUGGGCCUUAUCCUCAGUAUAUUCAAUUAGUGCUGUCUGUGACCAGUGAGCAAGGCCGAACUACCACUGGAAUCUGUUUCAACAUUACAGUGCUGCCUGUAGACAACCAGUCCCCAGAGGUGCACACAAAUCAGUUGACUGUGGAUGAGGGGGGAGAAUGCUGGGUCAGUGCAGAUUACUUGCAUCUGACUGAUGUGGAUUCUGUUGAGGACUCGCUACGUGUGAAACUGAAGAGAAGGCCUCAGCAUGGAGAUGUGUAUUUGGAUGGUGCACCAUUGGAUCAAGGCCAGACCUUCACUGUUAGAGACCUGAAAAGCUUAAAAGUUAGAUACCACCAUGAUAGUUCAGAGACAGAGAAAGAUAACAUUGAAUGUAUCGCCACAGACGGGGUGAAUUCAGUUGAAUUUGUUUUACAUAUUAAGGUAACACUAGUCAACGAUGAAAUACCAGCACUGGUGCCAGGCUUGAAGACUGUUCUAGAGUGUGCAGAGGGACAGGAAGUAGUGAUCACCAUUGAGUACAUCUGUGCAACUGAUGCUGAUAGUGAUGACAACAAACUGAUCUAUCUGAUUGCUCGUCAGCCGUAUCAUGGUGUAGUGCUAAAGAAUGGUAUAGUGGUAGACCGGUUCUUUCAAGAAGAUAUAGAAGCCAGGAUCAUCAGCUACAAACACACAGGCCUGGAGGUUGGAUUGCUCCCUCGUCAUGACACCAUCACAUUUGUCAUUUCUGAUGAACAGACGGAUUCAGUUCCUUCAUGCUGCUUUGACAGACCGUCUCUGUUUAAUGGUCAAACAAAACAUCCCCAGGACUCCUUGCUAAUCUAUGACCUCAAUAUUACUGUUUAUCCUGUGGACAACCAGCCACCAUCCAUUGUUAUUGGUGAAGUUCUUCAGGUGGAUGAAGGAGGUUCUGCCUCGAUCACUGUAGCACAUAUAGAAGCCUCUGACCAGGACACACCUUUGGAGGAGCUGCAGCUUGUCUUGGUGACUCCACCAAAGUUUGGAUAUAUUGAGGACAUUUUGCCUAGUCCAGGGUUUGAGAAGAGCAACAUGGGAAUCAGUAUUGCCUCUUUUUCCUAUAGAGAUCUACUGAAUGGACACAUAAACUACGUGCAGUCCAGACAUCAAAGGAUUGAACCCACUGCUGACCAGUUUAUGCUUUACAUCACUGACAGCGAACACCAAUCCUCUGCAAUCCCCUUCUACAUCAUCAUCAAGCCAACAAAUGAUGAAAGCCCAGAUUUUCUAGCCAGGAACAUUAGUGUCCGAGAGGGAGACAUGAAGGAGUUGGAUGCCUCCAUUAUUAAUGCUGUGGAUUUAGAUGUUCCCAAAGAUCGAUUAACAUUUCGCAUCAUCCAGCAGCCCAAACAUGGGGCUAUCAUGGGGGGGUUUCAUGGUAAUGAUGUGGCCCAUUAUAGAAGAUCCAUCCGGAAUCAAGGAACAGAGGCUCAGGUCCAAAUCUUCACCAUGGAAGAUCUCAGAAAUGGUAUGACACUGAUGUACUUGCAUGAUGACUCAGAGAGCGAAAAAGACAGCUUCAUCAUCCAGCUAUCAGAUGGAAAGCACCAACUCCAGAGGCACAUAUCAGUUAAAGUGAUGCCUGUCAAUGAUGAGAAGCCAUGCAUCAUUAGGAACACUGGCAUUGAGGUGGAACCAGGAGAAGCCAGACUUAUUUCCAGUGCUGUCCUAAAUGCUCAUGACAAUGACACUCCCUCCACUAAUAUCAUCUACGAGUUUGAGAGUGUUCCUGUUCAUGGCAUGCUUCAGAUUAAGGCAGGCCUGGACUGGAUGACACUGUCAGCAGGAAUGAACUGUUCCCAGGAAGCUGUGGAUAUGAACUUGCUUCGCUAUGUACACACAGCUCAGGCAGGAGCUCACACACAAGACUUUUUUGUCUUUUAUCUACAGGAUGGAAAGAACCGUUCCCCUGCACAGCACUUCUACAUCUCACUCAAGCAGCUAGAGAAAGGAGACAUAGCACUGUUCGUAAAGCCGGUAAGAGCUAGCCGUGGAGAGCAUGUAGUGAUCACUACAGAUGUCUUGCUGGCUGUAGAUGGCACUGAAAUGCCAGAAGAGCUGCUCUAUGUCAUCACUGUGCCUCCAGUACACGGUCAUAUGGAGUACAUCAAACACACAGGCAUUCCCAUACACUCUUUCAGCCAGCUGGAUGUAGCGGCUAAUCUGGUGUGCUACGUCCAUGACAACAGAGCUACCUCACCUAGGGAGACAGUGCAGUUUGUCAUCAGUAAUGGAAAAUGCACACGAAAUGGUACUCUGGAGAUUUUGGUGGAUGUGACAGACAGAGUUCUCCCGACACUAGUGCAGAAAGCUGGACUGCAGGUUCCUCAGGGUUCCACAAUUACUAUCACCACAGAUAACUUGCACCUGUCUGACCCAGAUACCCCGCCUCAUUCCCUCGUCUACAUACUGGUGCAUGCCCCACAGUAUGGUUGGCUAAUUGUGAAAGGUUUCCCCUUAGCUCCUGGGAGCAACUUCACCCAGCAGAACCUUCAGGACCUGGAUGUUGCUUACAGACACUCAGGUGGAGCUUCUCAGAUCGAUCACUUUACUUUCACUGCUGCUGAUAGCACAGCAAGAGGGUUCCUGUCGGGAGGGAAAGUGCAGACUGAGCCAGUCUUCUUUUCUAUACAGAUCGAAACAUUAGACCGGUCUGCUCCAAGUGUGAUGGUGCUUGAGACUCUGUGGAAAGUGGAGCUUCUAAAAGAUGGACGUUAUGGAAUCUUUAUCUCAUCCCGAGAAUUAAAGGCUCAGGAUACAAAUGUUGCAGAUGAGAACAUCAUCUUCCACAUACUCAGAGCUCCUUACUUUGGAUACUUGGAAAACAUCACCAAUGGUGCUUUUGUGCGUCAGAGGUUCACUCAAAAGGAUUUGAACAAGAGGAAUAUUCUGUAUAUAAUUAACCCUUCUCUGGAAGCAUUAAGUGACAGUCUGGAGUUUGCAGUUUCUGACCCACUGGGCAACACUGGAUCAUCUCACAAAUUAGAGUUCAGCUGGGCCAGUGUAGCAUUGGCCAAGACAGAGUUUCGUGUGUGUGAAGGCACAGGACCACUCUCUCUCACUAUUCAGAGGAAGGGCAAUAUGCAGGAUUCAUCAUAUGUUACUCUCAAGGUAAAGGAGCUAACAGCAGCUAUAGGAAAGGAUUUCAUAUCAGCUCCAUCAACUCUGAUUCAGUUUGAUCCUGGCGUGGCCAGUCGGGAGUGGAAGGUGGAGCUUGUGCAGGAUUUUCUUGAAGAGGCAGAGGAGAUGUUUGAGGUGACACUGGAUUCCCCAGUAGGUGCAAUACAGAGAGGAAACAACAAAGCUGUCAUUACAAUAAUGGACAACAAGAACGGGCAGUGUGAUGAGAAACUAUCCCCCAGAGGCCCAGAUCUUCAGGGUAAGGUGUUGCAAGUAGGGCCCUACCCCAAACAUGGCUCCAUUAAGGUAGAGACUUUACCGAUCACCUUGAGGGAUGUGCCAGAGACUGCCAGAGGUGACAACUUGCCUCAAGUUAUUACUCCUGUCUCCAAGAAAAGACUAAGACCCAAUGGCAAUGGAAAGUCUAUUCGACCAUCUUCAAUCAUUCGGAGCGGAUCUGAUGUUCUUUACACUUAUCAUGGAAUAAUGUCACUGACUGUGGAAGAUGAAACAGCCAUGAACUCUGGAAAGAAGGCUCAAGUGCAUGUGACCAGUAGAGGGCAGCAGCGUUCUCUCCCAGCCAAAAUCUCCAGCCACCUCACAGCACUUCCUACAAAUAACCUGAGAGGAACAGCUCCUCAGAAUGUUUUCUCUAGGCCCGAACCUAAGGCCUGCACUCCACAGCUGGCAGGUUUAUUCCAUAUUAAUGCAAGCUUAGGUCAGAUCCUGCAAUGUAAUGGGAUUUCCUGGAAACCCUGGGCUGCUACAGAUGAGGCUGUGAAUGCACAGAAGUGUCCACAGGGGUGGACUUAUCAUAGCCACCACUGCUAUCUGCUGAGCACAGAGCGAAAAGCUACAUGGAGCGAUGCUGCCAGGGCCUGUCGAGAAAGUUUCCAAGGCAACCUUGUUAGUGUGCUAUCAAAAGCUGACAUGGAUUGGCUCUGGGACUUCAGUGAGAGAAAGCCCUUCUGGAUUGGUCUGAAUGACCGGGAGAGUAAAGGCCGGUGGGAAUGGGUGGAUGAAGAGCCGGUUACUUACACCAACUGGAGGCGUGGUCCACCCCGACCCAGACUUAAGAGCAACAGGAAGUGUGUUUUGGUCUGGAGGAAGACAAAAUGGCAAAUCCGAGAUUGCUUUACUGGAAAGGGACACCGUUUUGUGUGCUAUGUGAAAACAUGACCUGCUACUGAUUACCAAAUAAUUCAUAUCCCCUCUUAAGAUCUACUUGUUUACGUCAUGAUAUAAGACCAUCCAAUAUACACCGAUCCGCCAUAACAUUAUGAGCACUGAGAGGUGAAGUAACUAAUACUGAUGAUCUCCUCAUCAUGGCACCUGUUAGUGGGUGGGAUAUAUUAGGCAGCAAGUGAACAUUUUGUCCUUAAAGUUGAUGUGUUAGAAGCAGGAAAAAUGGACAAGUAAGUUUGACAAGGACCAAAUUGUGAUGGCUAGAUGACUGGUUCAGAGAAUCUCCAAAACUGCAGCUCUUGUGGGGUGUUCCCGGUCUGCAGUGGUCAGUAUCUAUCAAAAGUAUACUUUAAGUCCUGUAAGUUGUGAGAUGUGGCCCUUGGAGGCCCCACAUUGCAACUUACAGGACCUAAUGGAUCUGCUGCUAACAACAUCUCGGUGCCAGAUACCACAGAACACCUUUAGGGAUCUAGUGGAGUGCAGGCCUAGAUGGGUCAGGACUGAAAGUGGGGACCAACACAAGAUUAGGCAGGUGGUCAUAAUAUUAUGCCUGAUCAGUGUAUAUUAGUGCUUAUGGUACAUGAUGAACUUGGAAGGUAAAUGGUGUAUUAUUCUUCAAGUAUAAUAAUAUUUAGAGAGGCACAGUACACAAUAAUGACUAUGUGAUAAGAACAUCAGAAGUUUGAAAGUGGAUGCAGAUAUUAGUACCUCAGCUGUGCAGUGUUAUAUCAGAUCUCACACUGAAACUGAAAUGAUUUAUGUAAUGAAAAGCAGCACUGUAAUACUGUAAAUGUACACUCACCUAGAUACAUUCUUUCAGAAUUAUUUCAUGUAUGUAUGUACAGUGAGGGAAUAUUUGGACAAUUUAUAUUUUAUGUAACCUUUACAUAUAUACUGUCCAAAUAUCUUAUUUCCUAUCAAUUUCAUUUUUAAACAUAUCUUUGUAUAUGCUUAUGAAUACAGAAAUUUUUGUUCCUAUUUAUAAGUAGAAAGUCAAAAGACAUUAAGUGUGUCAAUUUCAAGUGGACAUAUGCACUGGAAGUAUUAUAAAUAACAGGAAAAAAGGGUGUCUGAAUGCUUACUUCCUCUUAUUGUCUGUAUAUAUGUAUGGGAUUUAAACACAUUAUAGACUUGAUGUACUCAAAAAGUCUCGGGCUGAUACAAUCACAGGCAAACAAUACACUCCCUGCUCACUGAAUCGGAAGUGUUAUCAAACACUUAGUAACGCUUUGUUAUUUAAAGCCAUCAGCACACUGAUGCAGGAUCACCAUCAGAUGAAAAUCAUUUAUUAAACAUUUGUUGGUCAGUAGAAAUGAAACAAUACGACGUACGAAAGACAUUACAAAUAAAAUCGGCUGUUUUCAGUUCCGCUUACAUACAAAAUAAGGCACGGUUUUAUUAGUGUCUGUCUAGUAAAUGUACAAAAUGUGAUCACACAAACAAAAAUAAAAUAUAAAAAAUGUACAUUAAAAAAAGACUUUCAAAAUAAAACUGUACAGUGUACCCAUAUAUUUUGGAGCAAAUUAUAAGUCAUGUUCAAGCAAAUCUUUUCGUCAUAACCUCUAUAACAGACGACAAACU